Labrus bergylta (ballan wrasse) is the source of this 6979-nucleotide messenger RNA. NCBI's taxonomy places the organism in Eukaryota, Metazoa, Chordata, Actinopteri, Labriformes, Labridae. The record is from RefSeq and is a predicted model, not a curated record.
AGUAGAAACCAGCUCAGGUUGUGUGUGUGUGUGGAGGAAGUAUCUGUGUGUGUUCUUGUGGAUCACUUAAAGAGUUUUUAGAUCAAAGUGUUUAAAACGGAAACAGCUCCGUCUUUUUACCGAGAAAUCUUCCGCUCUCACCGGGAAUAACCGGGAUAAGGAUCGGUGCUGACGGCUGAAACUACACCGAGCGAACUGACCGAAACUCGACCGGGACACCUGCUUGUUCCGGGGAACACCUGUCCGCCUGUACCGGGGGGAAUGCGGUCUGAAGUCUUACCUGGUUCGGACAGAAACACCUGGUUUGGUUUAUAAAGGACUGUUAAUGGGAGCAACAACAGCACGAUCGUUGUAGUUUGAUCGUUCGGGGAGGGGACACGAUGUCUGUGAACGAGCUGUACACAAAGUACACGCGGGUGUGGAUCCCGGAUGCUGACGAUGUGUGGAAAGCUGCAGAGAUCGUCAAAGACUACAAAGAUGGAGAUCCUGUUCUUCACCUCAAACUGGAGGAUGAGACGCCUCUGGAGUACGCGGUGGGUCCUAAGUCGAACCCGCUCCCGUUCCUUCGUAAUCCAGACAUCCUGGUGGGAGAGAAUGACCUGACAGCGCUUAGUUACCUGCACGAGCCCGCUGUCCUGCACAACCUCAGGGUUCGAUUCAUUGAGUCCAACCACAUUUACACGUACUGCGGCAUUGUGCUGGUGGCCAUCAACCCAUACGAGCAGCUGCAUAUUUAUGGCGAGGAGGUGAUCGAGGCGUACAGCGGGCAGAACAUGGGCGACAUGGACCCUCACAUCUUCGCUGUGGCUGAGGAGGCGUACAAACAGAUGGCCAGAGACGAGAGGAAUCAGUCCAUCAUUGUCAGCGGAGAAUCCGGAGCGGGAAAGACGGUUUCUGCAAAGUACGCCAUGAGGUUCUUCGCCACGGUGGGAGGCUCAGCGAAUGACGCCAAUGUGGAGGAGAAGGUGCUCGCCUCCAGCCCCAUCAUGGAGGCGAUAGGAAACGCUAAAACCACAAGAAACGACAACAGCAGUCGUUUUGGAAAAUACAUCCAGAUUGUAUUCAGCCGACAAUACCACAUCAUCGGCGCCAACAUGAGAACCUACCUGCUGGAGAAGUCUCGAGUCGUGUUUCAGGCGGUGGACGAGAGGAACUAUCACAUCUUCUACCAGCUGUGUGCUUCAGCCAGUUUACCUGAGUUCAAAGACCUUGGCCUCACCAGUGCCGAAGAUUUCAACUUCACAUCUCUGGGCGAGAACAUCUUCAUUGAGGGAGUGAACGAUGCAGAAGACUUCAAAAAGACCAGAGAGGCCUUCACUCUGCUGGGUGUGAAGGAGAGCAGUCAGAUCAACAUCUUUAAGGUGGUCGCCUCCAUCCUUCAUCUUGGAAAUGUUGAGAUCUGCUCCGAGCGAGAUGGAGAGUCCUGCCGCAUCUCAAGGGACGACCCCCACCUGCAGCACUUCUGCAGGCUGUUGGGGGUGGAGCAGAAGCAGAUGGAGCACUGGCUCUGUCACAGGAAGUUGGCGACCAGCGCUGAGACGUACGUGAAGAAGAUGUCGAGCAAACAGGCGUCAAACGCCUGCAACGCGCUCGCCAAACACAUCUACGCCCGAAUGUUCGACUGGAUCGUGGAACACAUCAACAUGUCACUGCAGACCUCGUCCAAGCAGCACUCGUUUAUCGGCGUCCUCGACAUCUAUGGGUUUGAGACGUUUGAGGUGAACAGUUUUGAGCAGUUCUGCAUUAACUAUGCUAACGAGAAGCUCCAGCAGCAGUUUAACUCUCACGUGUUUAAGCUUGAGCAGGAGGAGUACAUGAAGGAGCAGAUCCCCUGGACUCUCAUAGACUUUUAUGAUAAUCAGCCCUGCAUCGACCUGAUUGAGGCUCGACUCGGCAUCCUGGACCUGCUCGAUGAAGAGUGUAAAGUGCCGAAGGGGACAGAACAGAACUGGGCCCAGAAGCUCUACAAGCAGCACUCCAGCAGCGCUCACUUCCAGAAACCUCGAAUGUCCAACAUCUCCUUCAUCAUCAUUCACUUCGCUGACAAGGUGGAGUAUCAGUGUGAAGGUUUCCUGGAGAAAAACAGAGACACGGUGUACGAUGAACAGAUCAACAUCCUGAAGGCCAGUCAGUUCCAGCUGGUAGCUGAUCUGUUCCACGAGAAGGAUGAUGCCCCCCCGAAGUCGUCCAGAGUGAACGUCCGAGCAGCAAAGAGCGUCCCCAAGGCGCCCAACAGAGAGCACAGGAAGACGGUGGGACACCAGUUCCGCAGCUCCCUGCACCUCCUCAUGGAGACUCUGAACGCCACCACGCCUCACUACGUCCGCUGCAUCAAACCCAACGACGAAAAAGAGGCCUUCUCGUUCGACUCGAGGCGAGCCGUGCAGCAACUUCGAGCCUGUGGCGUCCUGGAGACCAUCCGGAUCAGUGCAGCCGGGUACCCGUCCAGGUGGACGUACCCAGACUUCUUCAGCAGGUAUCGAGUUCUGCUGAAGAAAUCCGACAUGAUGUCAUCAGACAAGAAGCAGGUGUGUCGAAACCUGCUGGAGACUCUGAUCAAGGAGCCCGACAUGUUCCAGUUUGGAAAGACCAAGAUCUUCUUCCGGGCGGGGCAGGUGGCGUACCUGGAGAAGCUCCGGACCGAUAAGUUCCGCGCGGCUUGCAUCAAGAUCCAGAAGACGGUCCGAGGAUGGCUGCAGAGGGUUCGAUACCGCAAGAUCAGAAAGACCGCCAUCACCAUACAGAGAUACGGCCGAGGAUACCUGGCCCGCAGGUACGCAGAGUUCCUGCGUCUCAGUCGAGCGGCGCUCAUCUGUCAGAAACAGUACCGCAUGGUGAGAGACAGACGGGCGUUCCUGAGGGUGAGACAGGCCGUGGUGACCAUCCAGGCCUACAGCCGAGGGAUGUACACACGCAGGAUAUUUAAGGAGUUCCUCCUACACCACAAAGCGAUGAUCAUCCAGCGCAGCGUUCGCGGCUGGUUGGCGAGGAAAAAGUUCCAGCGAGCGCGUAACGCCGCCGUCAUCAUUCAGUGUGCAUUCAGACGAACGCGGGCGAAGAAGCAGCUGCAGCAGCUAAAGAUCGAGGCCCGCUCCGCCCAACAUCUGAAGAACCUCAACUCAGGGAUGGAGAACAAGAUCGUACAGCUGCAGAGGAAGAUGGACGAUCAGUCCAAAGGGUACCGCAAUCAGAACGAGCAGCUAGUGCAACAGAACUCCGGCCUGGGCCUGGAGGUGAACAAGCUGCAGAAACAGCUGGAGCUGAUGAAGAGUCAGCAGGUAGAUGGAGGCCAGCUGCUGUCUCUGCAAGAGGAGCUGGAGAGGCUGAGGGAGGAGCUGAAGGACACCAACGCUGAGCGGAAGAGGAUGGAGGAGGAGCACGGCUCGGAGAAACUCACGCUCCAACAGAGGGUGAAGGAGCUGGAGACAGAAAACGGUCUCCUGAAGAGCGAGAAGGAGGAGCUUAACCAGAGGAUACUGCAGCACUCGCAGAGCUCUGAAAUGGACGGCAGCAAUGCGUCUCAGAGGGAGGCGUCUCUGCAGACCGAGCUGGAUGCGGAGCGUCAGCGUUACCAGAACCUCCUCAAAGAGUUCUCCAGGCUGGAGCAGAGAUACGACAACCUGAAGGAGGAGGAGUCUCUGAGCAAGUUCCAGCCUGGCCACAGGAGGAACCCGUCCAAUCAGAGCAGCCUGGAGUCGGACUCCAACUACCCGUCCAUCUCCACCUCGGAGGUGGGAGACACCGAGGACGCCAUCCAGCUGGUGGAGGAGAUGGGCGUGGAGAAGGCAGCGAUGGACAUCAGUCUGUUCAUGAAGCUGCAGAAGAGAGUAAGAGAGCUGGAGACGGAGAGGAAGAGGCUGCAGCUCAGCGUGGACAAGAUGGAGGAGCUCAACAAGCGCAAGAGCUCCGAGUCGAGGAGUCCCACCUCUGAGCAGGAGAAAGCAGACAACGCUUACAACAACCUGAAGAGACAGGAGCUGGAAACAGAGAACAAGAAGCUGAAGAACGACCUGAACGCACUGAGUAAGGCCGUCGCUGAGCGUGCGUCUCAAAACAACUCGUCCAAUGAGCUGCAGGACAGCUACAACCUGCUGCUCAGUCAGCUCAAAUCAGCCAAUGAGGAGCUGGACGCACGCAAGGAGGAGGUGCUUAUUCUGAGGACGCAGAUCGUCAGCACGGCGCAGCUGUUGGAGAAGAACGACCUUAUAAAGGACAGUGAUAAUGUUCCCGAGGUGAACAACAGUAAGGAGCCUGUGGACAAAGAGGAGGCGGUCAAAGCGUAUCAAGGCCUGUGUGAAUCCAAAAAGCUGCUGGAGGCUCAGCUGCAGUCUCAGGCUCGGAAGCACAAAGACGAGCUCGAGGCUCUUCACACUCAGAACGAGCUGCUGAAAGACGACAUCGAGAAGAAGCAGGAGAUCAUCAACUCCUACUCCUCGCUGUCCCCAGAGGCCCAGGUGGAGUACAGCAUUCAGCAGGAGAUCACCAGACUCACCAACGACAACCUGGACCUGAAGGAGCUGGUGGAGAAACUGGAGAAGAACGAGAGGAAGCUGAAGAAACAGCUGAGGAUCUACAUGAAGAAAGUCCAGGAGUUAGAAGCAGCCCAGGCUGCGGCUCAGUCCAGCCGGUCGAGGCCGGAGCUGAGUCGUCAGGUGACGGUCCAGAGAAAGGAGAAGGACUUUGAGGGGAUGUUGGAGUACUACAAAGAGGACGAGGCCCUGCUGCUCAAAACGCUGAUCUCAGACAUCAGGCCCAACACGGUGUCGGCCACAGUUCCCUGUCUUCCUGCUUAUAUCCUCUUUAUGUGUAUCCGUCAUGCCGACUACAUCAACGACGACCAGAAGGUGGAGUCCCUGCUCACCUCCACCAUCAACGCCAUCAAGAAGGUCCUGAAGAAAAACAACGAUGACUUUGAGAUGACGUCCUUCUGGCUGGCAAACACCAGCCGCCUGCUGCACUGUCUGAAGCAGUACAGUGGAGACGAGGCGUUCAUGACUCAGAACACAAGCAAACAGAACGAACACUGUCUGAAGAACUUUGACCUGGCAGAGUACCGACAGGUGCUCAGUGACCUCUCCAUCCAGAUCUACCAGCAGCUCAUCAAGGUGGCCGAGGGCAUCAUCCAGCCCAUGACUGUGUCGGCCAUGUUGGAGAGCGAGAGCAUCCCAAGCCUGGCGGGGGUCAAACCGAUGGGCUACAGAAACCGUUCGUCUAGCAUGGACAUGGAUGCAGGCGGCCCCACUAGCUACACUCUGGAGACUCUCAUCCGACAGCUGGGUCAGUUCCACAGCAUCAUGAGGGACCACGGCCUGGACCCCGAGAUCGUGGGUCAGGUGGUCCGACAGCUCUUCCACUGCAUCAACGCCGUCACGCUCAACAACCUGCUGCUACGCAAAGACGUGUGCUCGUGGAGCGCUGGCAUGCAACUCAGGUACAACACCAGUCAGAUGGAGGAGUGGCUCAGAGCAAACAACCUUUAUCAAAGUAAAGCUGCGGCCACUCUGGAGCCGAUCAUCCAGGCCGCCCAGCUUCUGCAGGUUAAAAAGAAGACGACUCAGGACGCCGAGGCCAUCUGCUCGCUCUGCACCUCCCUCACCACUCAGCAGAUUGUAAAGAUCUUAAACCUGUACACGCCUCUCAACGAGUUUGAGGAGAGAGUCACCGUGUCCUUCAUCAGGAACAUCCAGAACAACCUACAGGAGAGGAACGACCCUCCUCAGCUCCUGCUGGACACCAAGCAGCAGUUUCCCGUGCUCUUCCCAUACACGCCGUCCGCCCUGAGCCUGGAGACGCUGCACAUCCCCGCCACGCUCAGACUCGACUUUCUUACCAGAGUGUGAUGAACCUGCUCCUCACACACCUGAACCUGCUCCUCAGCAUACCUGAACCUGCUCCCCAACUCACCUGAACCUGCUCCUCAGCACACCUGAACCUGCUCCUCAGGUGUGUGAGGUUUCCUGCAGGAUGAAGAAGUUUCAGAUCCACAAAUAGAAAUAAAUCAGAUUUUAAAACUUGUACGAUGAUGACGAAGGCGUUUACUUUCCACACGUUCAGUCGUUGGUGGAAAAAGAGCGUUUAGUUGCAGUACCGCAAGCGACCACCAGGACAAAUGUAAAACUGACAGCAAUAAUGUGUCCAUGCUGUACAAAACCUUCAGUCAGUUAUCCCAGAAUGCAUUGCUCUUUGGUUCAUAGAUGCAGACAUGACAGCCUGUGUAUGAAGUGGAGGUGAUCAGAGGUCAGUCAGCUGUUAGCUCCUCUUGAAGUCGACGUUUUGUGCAAUGCCGGAAAUUAAUCAGAAAACGAGCUGAACAGAUUUUUAUCUUCCAAUCAUGUUGUUAUGGAAACACAAUCAGAAGUAAUCACUACGUUCUGCUGCUCCUCUUUGGUCUCUUUGCCUUUUUCAGUUCAGUUACAGGAAGUAACUCUUCUUCACUGAUUUAUAUCGUUUUAUUAUUCUGAUCCUCUCUCUUUUAUAUUUCUGUGUUGACUCUUUCCUGUUUCUUAUUUUGAGUCUUUUAUGUUUGAUUUAAAUAAUAAUAUAAAAACACAAGUGUGUUCUGCUGCCCCCUGAGGUAGGAGAGAAUACUGCAGUCUGCUACCAUGAAUAAACCUGAUUAUACACAUAAUGAGAGAAAAUAAAUCAUGAAAUCAUUUGCACUCGUAGAAAACAUAAAUAAUGGCCGUGCUUUCUCUAGCGUUCAAACAUCUUUCACCACAAUGUUUUAUUUCUGUGAGAAAAAAAAGGUUCAUGAUACAAAUCAAUAAUGAAUAUAUUUUAUAGGAUCAAAUCUCUCCUUGUGUCAUUGGACGCUCUCGUCAAUCUGAGUUUGAAUCUCUGGAUGAGACAAAGUGACUUCCUGUGUGUCAGAAUAUAGAUUUUGAGAAUGAAGAAACUUUGAUGAUUUCAUGUACUAAUAACCAGCAGACAUCUUUACGUCUGUUAUUCACAAUAAAACACUUUUCCAGAAAAAAAAACA